CCGGGCUCCGCUGCAGCGUCAGCCUCGGUCGGGCCUCGGCGCCGGCUGCGGCUCGUGGGCCUCAGCCCCAGCGCCGCUUGGUGCCCGUGGGCCCUCGUCUGCAACGCCUCGGCCCUCGCUUCCUCGACGCCGGCCUAGCCCACGGCUUCAGCUCCCGGAUCCUGUCGGCGCCGCCCGCUCCCGGCCCGCCCCCUAUGGGCCCCGGCUAGAGGCGCCGCUGCCGCCGGCUCGCGGAGCCCCGAUGCUGGCCCGGAGGAAGCCGGUGCUGCCGGCGCUCACCAUCAACCCCGCCAUCGCCGAGGGCCCGUCCCCCACCAGCGAGGGCGCCUCCGAAGCAAACUUGGUGGACCUCCAGAAGAAGCUAGAGGAGCUAGAGCUUGAUGAGCAGCAGAAGAAGCGGCUAGAAGCCUUCCUCACCCAGAAGGCCAAGGUUGGGGAGCUCAAGGAUGAUGACUUCGAAAGGAUCUCAGAGCUGGGAGCCGGGAAUGGCGGGGUUGUCACCAAGGUCCAGCACAGACCUUCAGGCCUCAUCAUGGCAAGAAAGCUGAUUCACUUGGAGAUCAAGCCGGCCAUCCGGAACCAGAUCAUCCGUGAGCUGCAGGUGCUGCACGAGUGUAACUCCCCGUACAUCGUGGGCUUCUACGGGGCCUUCUACAGUGACGGGGAGAUUAGCAUCUGCAUGGAGCACAUGGACGGUGGCUCUCUGGACCAGGUAUUGAAAGAAGCCAAGAGAAUUCCAGAAGAGAUCCUGGGGAAGGUCAGCAUUGCGGUUCUCCGGGGCCUGGCAUAUCUCCGGGAAAAGCACCAAAUUAUGCACCGAGAUGUGAAACCAUCUAACAUCCUCGUCAACUCCCGAGGAGAGAUCAAGCUGUGUGAUUUUGGGGUGAGCGGGCAGCUCAUCGACUCCAUGGCUAACUCCUUCGUGGGAACGCGAUCCUACAUGUCUCCGGAGCGGUUGCAAGGCACUCACUACUCGGUGCAGUCGGACAUCUGGAGCAUGGGCCUGUCCCUGGUAGAGUUGUCCAUCGGAAGGUACCCCAUCCCCCCGCCGGAUACCAAGGAGCUGGAGGCCAUAUUUGGCCGGCCCAUGGUUGAUGGGGCAGAAGGAGAGCCUCACAGCAUCUCACCGCGCCCAAGACCCCCCGGACGCCCCAUCAGUGGUCAUGGGAUGGACAGCCGGCCAGCUAUGGCUAUCUUCGAACUGCUGGACUAUAUUGUGAAUGAGCCUCCUCCUAAGCUGCCCAGUGGUGUCUUCACCCAAGACUUCCAGGAGUUUGUGAAUAAAUGCCUCAUUAAGAACCCAGCCGAGCGAGCAGAUCUGAAGAUGCUCAUGAACCAUGGCUUCAUCAAACGGUCCGAGGUGGAAGAAGUGGAUUUUGCUGGCUGGUUGUGUAAAACGCUGCGUCUGAACCAGCCCAGCACGCCUACGCGUACUGCUGUGUGAUGGGUCCAGCAGGCGACCUGUCCGAGUCCCGUCUACUUGCCCUUCCCGCCCAGGACAGACUGGCUCCUCCCCUCCCUCUCCUGCCGAGCCUGGAGGAGACGACAUGCACAGGCACAGGCGGCACAUUCACUUCCUCUUCCACCUGUCCCGGCCGAGGGCCCUCUGCUCUCUGGGGAAGGGUGACACUGCCCAUGUUGUCUCUCAGAACCUGCUUACCUAGGUUUAAAAACACAAAACAAAACAGGGAAAGAAAAAGCAAACCAA
Molecule: messenger RNA, 1708 nt
Organism: Phyllostomus hastatus (greater spear-nosed bat)
Lineage: Eukaryota; Metazoa; Chordata; Mammalia; Chiroptera; Phyllostomidae
Gene: MAP2K2
Product: mitogen-activated protein kinase kinase 2
Exons: 11
Coding region: 242-1444 (400 amino acids)
Biological process (GO): protein phosphorylation
Molecular function (GO): protein kinase activity; ATP binding
Source: RefSeq, a predicted model, not a curated record